AUGAAGACAUAUAAUGACGUGCACGGGAGAGCUGGUCUGGGAGAUGCCCUCAGCUCUCCAACGGCAGAGGUGUGCCGUCUGCUGAAGGUUGGGCGGCUGGGUGAUGAUCCGCUGUCAACACGGACGUCAUCGGCUCAGCUUCGGGCUCUGAUAACUCGGCCCCGGGCAGGAGCCCCCAGUGCCUUAUCUCCCAGCUACGACGGGGGUCUCCAUGGCCUGAGCAAGAUGGAGGACCGCUUAGAUGAGGCCAUCCAUGUUCUUCGCAGCCACGCUGUGGGCACUGCUAGUGAUCUCCAUGGACUUCUGCCUGGCCAUGGGGCGCUGACCACAAGCUUCGCGGGCCCCAUGCCACUGGGCGGGCGGCACGCGGGCCUGGUCAGUGGAGGCCACCCUGAGGAUGGCCUCAACAGCGGUGCCAGUCUUUUGCAUAAUCACGCCAGCCUCCCCAGCCAGCCCAGCUCCCUCUCCGAUCUCUCACAGAGGCCGCCUGACUCCUACAGUGGACUCGGGAGGGCAGGCGCCACGGCAGGAGUCAGUGAGAUCAAGCGUGAGGAGAAGGACGACGAGGAGAUUGCAUCAGUGGCUGAUGCCGAGGAGGACAAGAAGGACCUGAAGGCCCCACGCACGCGCACCAGCCCAGACGAGGUUGAGUUAGAACUCAGAAAACUGGGCAGGCUUCGCAGCACUGCCGGAGGAGAACCUGAUGAGGGGCUGCGUGGUGCGGGGGCAUCUGGGAGGACUUCUUCUCCACACCCUCCGCAGCCCUUCACGGGGUAUCUACGGUUUCAUGCUCAGCACAGUAGGGCAGAUCCAUGUAACAUCCCCUAA
Messenger RNA from Alexandromys fortis (reed vole), 828 nucleotides. RefSeq names its product transcription factor E2-alpha-like. Gene Ontology annotation, biological process: regulation of transcription by RNA polymerase II; immunoglobulin V(D)J recombination. Gene Ontology annotation, cellular component: chromatin; transcription regulator complex. The coding region runs from base 1 to 828 and encodes 275 amino acids. Gene Ontology annotation, molecular function: DNA-binding transcription factor activity, RNA polymerase II-specific; RNA polymerase II cis-regulatory region sequence-specific DNA binding. The transcript is spliced from 2 exons. Lineage: Eukaryota; Metazoa; Chordata; Mammalia; Rodentia; Cricetidae. The record is from RefSeq and is a predicted model, not a curated record.